Sporothrix brasiliensis 5110 is the source of this 807-nucleotide messenger RNA. RefSeq lists its product as uncharacterized. NCBI's taxonomy places the organism in Eukaryota, Fungi, Ascomycota, Sordariomycetes, Ophiostomatales, Ophiostomataceae. Gene Ontology annotation, molecular function: Delta24(24-1) sterol reductase activity. Gene Ontology annotation, biological process: steroid metabolic process. The transcript has a single exon. The record is from RefSeq and is a predicted model, not a curated record. The coding region runs from base 1 to 807 and encodes 268 amino acids. Gene Ontology annotation, cellular component: cytoplasm; membrane.
AUGUUAGAAAAAAUUACUGUUACUCCCGACGCCUCCUUCACUGAGUAUGUCCCCAUUGUCGACUACCUUUUCCGCUACGACCGCGGUGGCUUCUGGGUCGCAAAGUACUCGUUCAACUACUUCCUCAUACCUUUCAACCGCAUUACUCGCUUCAUCCUCAAUCCGCUCAUGUACACACGUACCAUCUACAAGGCUUUACACCACAGUGGCCUGGCCGACUUUUACAUGGUGCAAGACGUCGGCGUGCCUUAUGACAAGAUGGAUGCAUUCGUUGACUGGCUCGAAACGACCUUUGGCAUCUACCCACUGUGGCUGUGGCUGUUGCGUCUGGCCCGAGACUCUCCCAACGCAGAACACGGUCUGCAUUCUGACUUCGCCCGCCUCGACAAGAACACCCCUGAGGGUCGUUUGAUGAACUUUGGCAUUUGGGUAGCGGGACUAAUUGACCGUGACGCAUGUAUCCACAAGAACCGUCUGUUGGAGCAAAAGGUACGAGAACUGAGCGGCAGGACGUGGCUGUAUGCUCAUGCCUGCUACACAAAGGACGAAUUCUGGAGCCACUACGACCGUCACUCUUAUGACCUUGUCCGCGUCAAGUACGGUGCAAGCUGCUUGCCAAGUGUUUACGACAAGGUCAUGGUGGACAACCAACAAAACGCUGCGAUGGGUACUGUUGCUUGGCUCCCAGUCAUGUUUUGGGCUAUUUGGCCAAUGCGUGGUCUGUACGAUGUCCUCAUGACAAUCUUCGGUGGCGAUUAUUUAAUGAAACGGAGGUCUGUAUGCCGCAAAAAUAUUAAGCAGAGCUGA